Messenger RNA from Aureobasidium melanogenum CBS 110374, 3795 nucleotides. RefSeq lists its product as uncharacterized. The record is from RefSeq and is a predicted model, not a curated record. Lineage: Eukaryota; Fungi; Ascomycota; Dothideomycetes; Dothideales; Saccotheciaceae. The coding region runs from base 1 to 3795 and encodes 1264 amino acids. The transcript has a single exon.
AUGUCUUGCUGUACUUCGCGUGGUAGCUGUGAGAAGGUGGCCAUGGUAUCCGAAGAACAGCCAUGGGUCGUUGGCAGAGGGAGGAAAAAGAAGCCAGAUCCAUUUUACGAGAGGAAGGAUCAAAAUCCUGCCAGUAUGAGAAGGCGCAGCAGUGCACCGCUCCUUGCCUGGAGGAAGAGUAGAUGUGCUGGAGGAAAUAAGGCGGAGUUUAGGCCAGCCACAGGGUCGGCGCACGGGCAUCGCGGUGCCGACGGGAAUUGUUUGUGUACAAAAGUAAACACUCCAGCGCUUGGUUUAAACCACGCCAUCUCGUCCAUUACUAACACACAGCAUCCCACUCCGACACAAGCGACAGCCAUGGUCGCCACACGAGCUAUGGCUGCCAAAAAGGCGCCGACUUCCACCAACGACAACGACAACGACAAUCAGUUGGCCUUGCGCAAGAAGCCUGUCCGUCGUGCCACUGCGAAGGCCUCCACUACAAAAUCAUCAGCUGCUACCACCACGAAAGAUUCGCCAUCUACCGCACCCGAAAAGCCGUCAGCUUCCGCUGCACCAAAGAAAGCACCAGCAACCCGCCCAAAACGUCAGACACGAGCCGCCGCAGCUCCACCACCAGACCCUGCUCCACAAAGAGUUCCUGCUACCCGGCGAAAACCUGCCCUUCCCGAUGUCGCUAGAGGGAAAGUCUUGAGAUCGAGGAAGGUCGAACCUGAGCCGGAUCAGAACCCCGAACCAGAAGCGGAAGCAGAAGUAGAAGAAGAUCAACCAGCAGAGGAACAACAAGUUGUUUCACCUCCACCUACCAAAUCAAAGUCUACGAGAUCCAACAAGUCCAAAAGCGUUCCUGAGCCUGAGUCAGAACACGAGCCCGAGUCUGAAUCUGCGACAGAGCCAAGCUUGGCUUCAACAGCGCACAAAGAAGAAGGCGUCGAGAAGGAGUCGGAGGAAUCCGAGCAAGAUGCUAAAGAGGAAGCAGAAGUAGAAGAUGACGACGACGACUCUUCCGAGGAUGAGAUCUGUGGGCCCAAGACACCAAUGCGACGCACUACCAGAAGUCAAGCUGCACCACGAACAGCCACCGUCUCAACGACUGCUCGCAAACUACAGACCCCUGCUCGCCGGUUCCUCAGCCACAGGACGAAUCAGGGCACUCCUCAGACACAACGCUUGCCACACAAUGCCACACGCAUCUCGUCUCCUCCUCGCCCCAUGACUGUCGCAAGAGGCACAGAGAAGUCAAUGGUUUUCCGUCCUCUGAAGCAACAAGAUACGCCAAAGCCAGAGACCACUGAUCGUGACUCUGAUGUCGAUAUGACUGAAGAAGAUGUCCACGAUGAAUCAGAAACAGAAUUGGAAGAAUCCAGCGCCGACGAGCUCGACGAUCAACUCAGUCGCCUCCAAGAACAAGACAUUACCAUCAUGCCCACACCUGCCCACACCAUCCAUCUCGAGAAUGUUUCAUGCGACUCAGAGGAUGAACUUGCUGGUGCUGGAUGUUCCCUCGAUGACGAAAACGAUGACGAUGACCUUGAUGAGGAUACAGUGGUCGACUUUGAUGACAAGAAAGAACCAGAAUAUGUUCCUACUGAAGCACACGCAGAAGACGAUGGCUCGGACGACUCAGAAAGCACCGUCGAGGACAGUCAGCUAGACGAUAGUAUCCUGCCCGAACCACUGUUUUCGGCCGACUUUACUACUUCUGUACCCUCAUCACCAGCCUCCAUCGCUGCAGACCCUCCUCAGACCGAGUUGGAAGACUCUGAGCUUCUUUCUUCGCCUACACCUUCGACCCCUUCCUCUGUCAUACAGCGGGAUCUCGAGUCACCCACCCAAGAGAUUGCUCCAGCACCGAGACUGUCACUGAAUGACAAUGACCUGCUUUCGAUAAUCGACGAGCAAGAAGCAACCACUCCCAAUGUCAAAUCGCGAGUAUCCUUCUCCACCACCACAGCAAAAAUGCUUCAAACUCCUCGCAUGCAGUUUGCACUUGGUGGUAUCGACUCCACUGGAGCUGAUGACAGUCCUUCUGUGGCAGCAAACGAUUUCGCAGAGACCGAGAUUGAUCAAACCGUGACCAUCAAUCCUUCACUCCUGGAAGAGGACGAUUAUGGCGUCAAGUUAGCUUCCAAUCUCGAGAAUGCUGCUUCCAUUCCCACUCCAUACUUUGCAACACCUGUUGCUCGUGAACGAUUGAGUAUGGGACUUCCAAAAGAGCGUAUGAGUCUCCUUCAGGAUGACAUCUUCAAUCUCGUCGACUUCGACCAUGUUUCUCCGGCCAAGGUAGAUGUUAAGACACCCGCUGCUGAAUCUACGCCAAUCGACGUUGAGCCAAUGGAGCUAUCAACUCCAGGAUACAACGCUCGUCGUCAAUCUUACCAGCCGAAGAGCGCUUUGACACGAAGUGAACAGGUGCGCGGUGAGCGAAGAUCUAGCAUACCUUCGCAAACUUCUCCAAGCUACGCAAAAUCAACUUUUGCUUUUGAUUCACGUCGCAAAUCUCUCCCUGUCGCUACUUUUCACACCCCAGUAAGCAGCGAUGUCCGACCACGUACUGCCGGAACUUCCAUCAAGCCGACAACCAGCGAUUCGUUCGCAAAGCUGUGGGCUAGCAAGCAGCGACAAUCGUCAGUCAGAAAAUCUCUUUUGGAACACACGAUUCCAGACUUGGCCGAAUUGCAUUCGUUCGUCCCUGCAGAAAGAUCGAGCACACGCAAGCGUGACUCUACACCAGCUCAGCGUCGUACCAGUGCCGUCCAGUUCCAAAUCGACCAGGGAUCUCCUUACGUGCCCUUUUCCGGUGCAAAGCCCAGAAGGCAUACGCCAAGCUCUUCUUUUAAAGUGCGAAAUGCCGGCCGUAGCCCUUUGAAGACUCGUAGCAGCAGUCGUAGCCCAAUGAAGAUGCGAAGUCCCAUGAAGCUCCGCGACGCCAGCCGUAGUCCGGUGAAGCGUCUUCGUGAAGCGCCACGGACUCCAAUGAAGACACCGCUCAAAGCCGCUGGACUUGCAACACCAGCCGUUUACCCUAUGACGCCGCAUCCCAUGCAGCCACUGAAAUCCGUCACAGCAUUGGUUGAAGUCUUUACGUUAGACGGCUCCUCUGCCUCGGGUCCUUUCAUAGCCCUUCUCCAGGGUUUAGGUGCACGUACGACAAAGUCCUGGUCCGAUCGCGUUACCCAUGUCAUCUUCAAAGAUGGCUCUCCCACUACACUUCAAAGAGUACGCCUGAACAACAAAGAUCCAAAUGGCAAAAAGAUCUUCUGCGUCAACUCUCGCUGGGUAACCGAUUGUGAGCGCAGUGGCACUCGCGUUGAUGAACAAGCAGACAUCUACACUGUCGAUCUCGAUGAGGUACCUCGUGGCGGCCGCAGGAGAAGAAAGUCUAUGGAGCCUGCUGCCUUGAGGAAUGUGGACGGUAACAUCGUCAACAGCAACACGAGUAGUGCGAAUAGCAGCGCCAACAGGAAGAGUCUUGGUUCGAGACAAAGUAUCAACCUUGCUCUUGCCAACAAGAGCCUUGCAAGAGUGUCUCUCGCAUCGAGCUUCUGGGGCGACGACUCACCAGUCAAGAAGACUCCCGGACGCAAACAAGCUAGAGAUUCCUGGGACGAUGAUGAGGAAAUGGCGGAUGCAUUCUUCGAUGAGCCAACGGCAAAGUUCGAAGUUUCAACUUUGGGAUCAAAAGGGGCUGGUCUGGAGGCUGGUCAGAUGACUGCACCUGUGGAUAGGGUAAAGAAGUUGAGGAUCAGAGAUGAGGACAACAGGCGCCUUACCUUCAUGGGUGGAAGAGACUGA